AUGGACGUCCAACUUUACGUAUAUGACAUCUCAAGGGUCUCGCAGCAGUUUCUUGGAACUCAAAUCGAUGCUGUUUACCAUACGUCCAUCGUUCUCAACAAUGUCGAGUACUACUUUGGUCAGGGAGUCCAGCAGUCCUACCCAGGUACAACUCAUCAUGGGGAGCCGAUGGAGGUGCUCCAUUUAGGCAAGACGGAAAUCCCUAUGGACGUGAUAUUGGACUAUCUGCAGUCGUUGAAGCAGGUCUACACACCGGAGUCCUACGAUCUAUUAUUGAACAACUGCAACAACUUUACCCAUGACCUCUCCACGUUCCUCGUUGGCAAAGGGAUACCGGACCAUAUAACUGGUCUACCCGAGACAUUCAUGAACUCGCCAUUCGGCUACCUCCUACGACCUCAACUGGACCUAGCAAUGCAAGGCAUCACCCAAGCACCCACAGUACCAACAGGAGCAUCACCCAGCGCCCCGGCUAUAAUCGAACCGGCCACCCAGCCAUCCAAAUCCGUUCAUGAGAUCGACUCGAACUUCGAACUAGAAGAGCUUUUAUCCUCCGCUUCCAAGACCUGCGCCGUAAUCUUCUUCACCAGCUCCACCUGCGCCCCCUGCAAGCUGGUCUAUCCUGCGUUCGACGAGCUCGCCGAAGAGGCCGGGAAAUGGGGUGUGUUCAUCAAGAUCGAUCUGAACCGUGCGUACCAGGUGGCCGCCAGGUAUGGAGUUCGUGCAACGCCGACGUUUAUCACGUUCCUUAAAGGGCAGAAGGAUGAGGAAUGGACCGGAGCCAACGAGACGGACCUGCGAGGAAAAGUACGACUAUUGCUGCAACGGGCGACUUUCCAUCCGCAUCAAAACUUAGAUCUCGGCCAGUUGAUUCAGUCGAGUACGACGCUGAUUAGCUUCUCGAAAGUUCCACCGCUGGAUAAGCUGAUACAGAAGCUGGGCGAUUCAAGUACCGAUCCAGCGGUCCUCCGGAUGAAGACAUUCCUAACCAAUCUCAACACUUCCACCCCUCAGAACAAUCCGAUGCCGGACAUCCAUGCCUUCAACAUCUUCCUUGCCCACAGUCUCCGAAACCCCGACCCCACCUCCCUCUUCGCAGUCUACGACCUCCUCCGCCUCGCCCUCAACGACCCACGAAUCGCAGCCGCCUACGCCGCCCCCCAGAACUUCGAAACGAUCACUGCCCUAAUCUCCCACGUCACAUCCGGCGCGACCGCCAUCCCCUACAACCUUCGUCUUAUCACCCUCCAUCUCUCCUGCAACCUCUUCCCGCACCAUGCGCUCCGCACCCACGCACUCUCCAACCCCCGCUUCACCACCCUCCUCUCCACCCUCCUCACUACCUCCCUCCUCGACCUUUCCCACACUACCACGCGCAUCGCCGCCGCCAGCCUCGCCUUCAACCUCGCGGCCUCGAACGUGCGCGCGCGAAUCGAUGGUGCGGAGCUCUUCGACGACGGGACGCAGACGGAGAUGGUGGCGGGGAUCGUGGAGGCGGUGCGGCGGGAGACGGAGAGCCAGGAGGCGGCGAAGGGGCUGAUUAUGGCGUUGGGGCUAUGGGUGUAUUGUGCGGAUGUGGAGGGGGAGGUGGUGGAUUUGGUGAAGGUGUUGGAGGCGGGGGAGGUGGUGGGGGAGAAGCGGGGGUUGUUGGGGGCGGAGGAUGGGUUGGUGAAGGGGGUGGAGAGGUUGUUAAGGAGCUAG
Molecule: messenger RNA, 1701 nt
Organism: Eremomyces bilateralis CBS 781.70
Lineage: Eukaryota; Fungi; Ascomycota; Dothideomycetes; Eremomycetales; Eremomycetaceae
Product: thioredoxin domain-containing protein
Exons: 4
Coding region: 1-1701 (566 amino acids)
Biological process (GO): protein modification by small protein removal
Molecular function (GO): peptidase activity
Source: RefSeq, a predicted model, not a curated record